Messenger RNA from Suncus etruscus (white-toothed pygmy shrew), 2079 nucleotides. It is a transcript of the gene TRABD, whose product is annotated as TraB domain containing. The coding region runs from base 533 to 1918 and encodes 461 amino acids. Lineage: Eukaryota; Metazoa; Chordata; Mammalia; Eulipotyphla; Soricidae. The record is from RefSeq and is a predicted model, not a curated record. The transcript is spliced from 9 exons.
GUUUGGUUUUGGGGGACGGAGGAGGCCUACAGCUGGUAGUGCCCAGGGAUCACUCCACAGACAGCCCUCAGUGCCGGCCGGGGAUGGAACCCAGGUCGGCUGUGUCCGAGGCGAGCACCUGCCCCCAUGUCCCCUCUCCUAGGCCCUGCAGUCCCGCCUUUUCUUCCUGAGUUCUCAGCCUCCAGGUAUGAACUCCUGAGUUUGCUGGGGGAGGCGUCUCCGGCUCUCAGCUCAGUAUUCCCCCUCACCCCUAGGCUCUUGGCCCCCUUCCCAGGUACCUGAGUAAGACAGUAAGACAUGUGACCUGGGACACACACCUGUGCCUGCCUGGCACCCUCUUAGCCUUACACUGUGCCAGCCACAGUCAUCCCUGCUCGAGGCUGUGGGCGUUCUCCGGGGUUCACCAGACUCACCUCCCCUCCAUGACUUCCUCCUUUCUUUGGGUUGUUGGACUACACCCGGCAGUGCUCAAGGCUUGCUCCUUGCUCUGCACUCAGGGAUCACUCCUGGCAGGUUCAGGUGACCCUCUGGGAUGCCAGUGAUCAAACCCAGGCAAACGCCCUGCCAGCUGUACUGUUGCGUAGGAGUGUCGUGUGCCACUCAUGCCCCGUUUGGGGCCCAGAAGUUCACAAAUGUGCCUGCCUUUUGUUCCCAGGUGCUGCCCAGGGCUGCCCCCGACUCUUCCCUGAGCCCCGUGCCAGAGAGCCUUGUGGGCUCUGCCCUAUCUGCAGCCUCUGUCCGUGGUGCCGGUACCGGGACUAACCUGGCCAUGGACAGGCCUGAGCGGCCAGAGGAGCAGCCGCCUCGAGAGGCUGACCUGGAGCCGGCGGGGACAGCAGCCGCGCCUUCAGAGGUGGUCCCUCGGGCCCUGCCUGGAGGAGAUGCCCAGAAUAUCUCUGACGUGGACGCCUUCAACCUCCUCCUGGAGAUGAAGAUGAAACGGCGGCGGGAGCAGCCCCGGCUGCCCCGCACAGUGACCCAGCUGGUGGCCGAGGACGGAAGCCGGGUGUAUGUGGUGGGCACGGCCCACUUCAGCGACGAUAGCAAAAAGGACGUUGUGAGGACCAUCCGCGCCGUGCAGCCCGAUGUGGUGGUGGUGGAGCUGUGUCAGUACCGAGUGUCCAUGCUGAAGAUGGACGAGCGCACGCUGCUGCGGGAGGCCAAGGAGAUCAGCCUGGAGAAGCUGCAGCAGGCCGUGAGGCAGAACGGAGUCAUGUCAGGUCUCAUGCAGAUGCUGCUACUGAAGGUGUCUGCGCACAUCACGGAGCAGCUGGGCAUGGCCCCCGGCGGCGAGUUCAGGGAGGCCUUCAAGGAGGCCAGCAAGGUGCCUUUCUGCAAGUUCCAUCUGGGAGACCGGCCCAUCCCUGUCACCUUCAAGAGAGCCAUCGCAGCGCUGUCCUUCUGGCAGAAGGUCAAGCUGGCCUGGGGCUUGUGCUUCCUGUCGGACCCCAUCAGCAAGGACGACGUGGAGCGCUGCAAGCAGAAGGACCUGCUGGAGCAGAUGAUGGCCGAGAUGAUCGGCGAGUUCCCCGACCUGCACCGCACCAUCGUGUCUGAGCGCGACGUCUACCUGACCUAUAUGCUGCGGCAGGCAGCCCAGCGCCUCGAGCUGCCGCGUGCCUCAGAAGCCGAGCCCAGGAAGUGUGUCCCCUCCGUGGUGGUGGGCGUCGUGGGGAUGGGCCACGUGCCGGGCAUCGAGAAGAACUGGACCACCGACCUCAACAUCCAAGAGAUCAUGACCGUGCCCCCACCGUCCGUCUCUGGCAGAGUGUCACGCCUGGCCGCGAAGGCCACCAUCAUGGGCCUACUGGCCUACGGCCUGUACUGGACCGGGCGCCGUGCCGCCAGCCUGCUGCUGUCACUGCCCGCCACCCAGUACUGCCUGCUGAGGAUGUCCGAGGCCCGGCUGCACAAGUAGGCGGGACCAGGGAGCCACCGCGCCAACUUCCAGGCCACAGCUGAGGGGGACGGGCCUGGCCCUCCCUAGGGCUCCUGGGUUUCACCCCCUGUGGGGGUCCAGGCCCAGCCUUGCCUGCCCUUCCCACCCUGCCCCAAUAAAGAAUUAUUUAACUGCUCUGA